AUGUCUUGGCGCAGCAAUGCUCAAAAGACCGGCGAGAAUGCGGCGCCUAUUGCCAACCCGCGCCGAUGGGGCGGCGCAGGAGGUGGUGGUGGCAGCUCAGAUGCUGGCGUGCCCUCAUUUGGCAAUGGAAGCGGGAUGUCGCAGCCAGCGUAUGGAGAUCCUUUUGCGGCACACGGCUACAAUGGAUCUGGCAGUAUGGGGUUCAAGCGAGAACGAGAUUCUGAUGCGCCAGCCGAAGCCGCGCCUGCCUCCGGAGAUGCUCCGAGAAAGAGACGAUCGAGAUGGGGGGAUGCGCCUGCUGAUGCGCCCGCAGGUGUAGCCACUGCUCUCGGUGCCAACUUGUCGGCUGCCGAAUUGGAUCGCUACGCUAUAAAUGUCCGAAUUGCAGAGAUCCAGCAGAAGCUGGUCACUGGUAACGUCGUUCCGCCAGAGAGGGAACGCUCGCCAUCACCACCACCCACGUACGAUGGCGCUGGUAGACGUACUAACACCCGCGAAGUCCGUUACCGCAAGAAGCUCGAUCAGGAACGAGUCGACCUGAUCGAUCGGGCUGUCAAGCUUGAUCCCAACUACAAGCCUCCUGCAGAUUACCAUGUUGCCAAGCGGAAUAUGCGCCCACAGGAAAAGGUCUGGCUCCCCAUCAAGGAGUUUCCAGAGAUCAAUUUUUUCGGCCUGCUCGUUGGCCCAAGAGGAAACACUCUCAAGGGCAUGGAGCGGGAAAGCGGCGCAAAAAUCAGCAUCAGAGGUCGGGGCAGUGUGAAAGAAGGCAAGGGCAGACCGGGCGAGGAGGAAGAUGAGGAGAUGCACUGCAUCGUGCAAGCAGACGAUUUGGAAAAGAUCAAAGUGUGCAUCAAAGCCAUUCAGAGGGUUAUCGAGGUUGCAGCAUCCACCCCAGAAGCUCAGAAUGAUCAUAAACGCAAUCAACUGCGAGAGCUUGCUGCACUCAAUGGUACGCUCCGAGACGACGAAGGACAAAUUUGUCAGAAUUGCGGCCAGAAGGGUCAUCGUCGAUACGCUUGCCCAGAGGAGCGCAACGUCACGGCCCACAUCAUCUGUCAUCGAUGCGGAGGGCAAGGUCACUUGGCGCGAGACUGUACUCAAAUGCCUGGCCCACGCGGAUUUGGCGGAGGUCCACCAGGCCCUGGUGGCCCAGGUGGGCCAAACGGGCAAGGCGGUCAAAUGGAUUCGGAGUACGCUAGUCUUAUGGCCGAGCUUGGGGAAGGUGGCAAUGGCGGUGGCAGACCCGGCGGUCCUGGUCCCGGUGGCCCAGAUGGCGGCCAACACGCCGGUCCGCUUGGAGGCCCACAAGCUGGAGGUAUGCCGGGACAAAAAUACGACGCGAACGGUAAAAAGAUCCCACCUUGGCGUGACCCCGAGAUGUGGAACCCGCCGGGUGUUGGGGGACGGAUGGGGGGACCGGGCGGCCCAGGCUACGGCGGGCGUCCGAUGGGUCGCGGUAUGGGUAUGGGCUACCAGCAGGGCGGGUAUGGCGGUCAUGGGUGAGUAGAACGAUCAAAAACGCAGUGCUACGAACGACUCAGCAUCUGAGUCCUUGCCGAAAUUCCGUUUCCCUGCUCCUUAUCUCUGCAGCUACCAAGGACAGGGUGGUCAGCAAGGUGGAUACGGCAAUUACCAACAGCAGUAUCCGGCUCAAGCGGGUCAAGAUGGGCAGCCAGACUACUCUGCAGCGUGGGCAGAAUACUAUGCGCAGCAAGCAGCCCAGCAGGGUCAGGCUGGCGCCUCUGCUACUCCUGCAGGCGGUGCGCAAAGCCCUUCAAACCCAGGACAGGCUGCGCCUCAAGCUCAGGGUGCAGGGGCUGCCACGUCCCAGCAAGGUGCGGCUCAGCAACAACAGGGCGGACCAGAGUUCGAUGCUUGGUGGGCGCAGUUCGCAGCUUACUAUGGCGCACAGGCCAGAGAGACUUUCGUUCAGCAAUUUGGCUACGAACCGCCAGUCGCAAAGUGA
Messenger RNA from Ceraceosorus bombacis, 1966 nucleotides. NCBI's taxonomy places the organism in Eukaryota, Fungi, Basidiomycota, Exobasidiomycetes, Ceraceosorales, Ceraceosoraceae. The record is from the annotation of a GenBank genome assembly.